AUGCCUUCCCAGGAGAGGCGGGCGGAGGGGGGGGGACUCUACAGCCAGGGCAGGUCGCACCCUCCCCCGUCGUUUUUUCGUGCAGUUGCGGAGCACAACCGUGUUAAAGUGGGAAAACAAUUUGACUUAGCGGCUGGGUCACUUGGCAAGAGAGAAUUUUCUUUGCGGGAAGAGCGAGUCUGCACUUUUGCUGCCUCGAAUUUCAGCAGAGCCGCGGGGCAUUUUCAGGCUUUGGUGAUAACCGACUUUGGUUACAGACGGCGCAGCCUUUUUGAUUUUCAGGCUUUGGUGGUAAUCGCCUUUGUGGUAAUAGAGGAUUCUGAAACAGAGAUUGCUCCAGACACAUCCACUGAUGACACAUCGUCGAUACAACCAAGUUUUCAAAACCAUGAUGAUAACUAUCAGCAGCCAUCCCAAAUGGCAUAUGGUGAGGAGGCAGUGUCUGUAGGGGUCUCUCUCCUCCACACGGUGGCAGUGGUGGGGCCCAAUCCAGAGCUGACUCCUGGUGCUCCUUUUAGAGGCAUGCUGCCUCCCCAGGGUUUGCAAGAACUUAUUGAAAACACAAAUAGGCAGGUUAACCAGCUUUGUGGAAUCAUUUCAAAAAUGCAGCAGUCUUGGGAGAAAUCACCAAUGCAAAAGUGUGGAAACUGCAGCACAUCCGUGCCAAUGGAAAACUGGGCGAACUGUGCCCAGGAGGAACCUGUAGGAGCAUCUAAUCAGCCUGAAGCAUGCCUUGAACUACAGCAGCCUGAUCACCAGGAGACUUCAUCCCUUCCCAGGAUUGUCUCCACACAUUCGUUGCAGCCCUGUCUCCUGCCAGAGAGCCCACUUUCUGGUCUCACUAUAGUAUCCUGCAUUUUCAGCGGAGGUGUGGAAAGUACCAACAAUGUCAUGCCACCUGCCCAGCCUGACAUAGCAGCACCUAUAGCAGUUCUGCCACCAGGAGAAACCAGCGUGGCCAGUAGCCAUGUUGAGAUGGAUUACCUGGCCGUUGUGGGGAAUGAGGGCAUCAAUCCAGAUGCUACCUUGCCGUGUGUCUGCAUCCCUCCCAAUUUUGAUAUGCCAGGAAUAGAAGAAGCCAGCCUGGAAAACAACCCUGAGAUAAUGAAUUGCCCCGCUGUAAUGGGAAAUGACAAUGACCAACAUUCUUCCUCUCCAUCGAACAAGUUUAUAGUUGGGCAUCCUUUUUUUUCAGCCAUUGAAAAAGUUGUACUGAUAGAAAUGCCGGGAAAAGCAGAAGCUAACCUGGAUGGCAAUUGUCAGACAAUAUAUUACCCAGCUUUAUUGGGAAAUAUCACUGAUUCAGAAUCUGCCUCUUCAUCUACCCCCAUCUCCUCCAAUCUUGUAAUUGAAAAGGUUAUACUGAUAGAAAUGCCAGUUAAUAUAGAAGCCAGCCUGGAAAACAACCCUGAGGCAAGGAGUAACUCAGUUUCACUGGAAAAUGAUGAAGGCCAAGAUCAUGCCUCUUCAUCUCUUGUCAUCCGUCCCAGUUGUGAAAUAUCAAACCAAGAAGAAACUGGCCUGGAAAAGGACCCUCAGGUGAUGAACAACCCAUCUUUAUUGGAAAAUGGUAGUGACCAAGCUACUUCUUCAUCUUUUUGUCUUCCUGCCAGUAUUGAAUCUGGCCCAGAAAUAGGACCUGAAACAAUGAAUCGCCCAACUCUAAUGGAAAAUGGCAGCAACCAAGAUAAUAAUGCAGCAUCUCCCUUCAUGAAUUCUGGUUUUGAAUAUUUGGCAGCAACUUUCCCCAACUAUGAUUUCAGUGAAUAUGGAAAAGAUUGGAAAUAUUGUCUUUCUGAUAUCAGUUCUCUGAUCCGUUAUUUGCAUUCUGAAGCCAAAGGAACUUCAGUAAAUACCAAAACUGUCGACAAAAAUAAAGACCCUGCCAACCCCAAUAUACCAGCGUCUGCAAACUUGAAUGAUGGAAGGAAUGGUGAUGGUGGCAAGGGCAGUUCUCAGUUGCUUCAGCAGAUAACUGCCUCAGAAACAAGAGAUAAUGGGAAUUCUGAGCAGAACAGAUAUUUUGGAAAUCCAUCUAGAAAUAUACAGAUACCACAUUCAGUAAUGGAGGUGGCAAGAGCCAAGCCUCGCCCAGAGUUGUCAGCCAGAUACCUUAUUCGCAACCUGUUCACAGAAGAAGUGCUGAUCAGAAGUAAUGUCUAUGGCAGUGUGGGGCGUGGCAUGUGUGCCCUUAACCCCAAUAGGAUUAAUGCUCUCCGAGAGUUUCUCCAGGACAACUAUAAGACAUGUGAUCUAUCGGAAACUGGAUAUGAUUGGAAGCUGUGUGUGACAGCCAUCAACAGCUGUAUCCGAAGUCUUAGACAUGACUUCAAGAAGUCCACGGCCAAAUCGCAGAAGUUUCCAGCAGUGGCUUCUUCCACAGAGUCAGAGCAAAGAGAUUCUGACCUCACCAACUCAAGCACUUAA
Molecule: messenger RNA, 2427 nt
Organism: Urocitellus parryii (Arctic ground squirrel)
Lineage: Eukaryota; Metazoa; Chordata; Mammalia; Rodentia; Sciuridae
Source: RefSeq, a predicted model, not a curated record